This is a messenger RNA of Acytostelium subglobosum LB1, 1524 nucleotides long. RefSeq lists its product as hypothetical. NCBI's taxonomy places the organism in Eukaryota, Evosea, Eumycetozoa, Acytosteliales, Acytosteliaceae. The transcript is spliced from 4 exons. The record is from RefSeq and is a predicted model, not a curated record. Gene Ontology annotation, biological process: peptidyl-serine dephosphorylation. Gene Ontology annotation, molecular function: protein phosphatase regulator activity; protein binding. Gene Ontology annotation, cellular component: protein phosphatase type 2A complex; cytosol. The coding region runs from base 1 to 1524 and encodes 507 amino acids.
AUGUUUGUCAUGGAGGAUGAAGGUGGCGACGAUGUCAUCAGCUUGAAGAGUAGCAAUAGUAGCGGCUUGACCGUACUGUCAAUGUCAGUGGACGACAUGGUGUUGAUUGGCGAGGCAAUUAAUCAACAUCAAUCACAACAACAAUGGACAUCACACGAUCAGUCUGACCAUCCUCAUCAACAUCAACAACAACAAAGAUUCGAAAUAAUAUUCUACUUCCAGGCACAUGAGACUGAGGUCAUUGAGAUACUUUGGUGCAAACAAAUGUGUCCAAGUCUCUUGUUUGUGUCGACCAGUGUUUGCUCAUCCAAGCUCUGGAGAUUCAGUGACAAGACAACAGGCGAUGCCACUGGUAGUGGCUACAUCAACUCGCCAUCACCAUUGCGUAUCACAAGCAGUCACAACAACCCAUUCAAGUUUACAUUGAAGAAGAGCUACGAACACGAAGAGAUCUUCAAUCUGAACUCAAUCAGUCUAAACAGUGAUGGUCAAACAUUCCUCUCAUCAGAUGAAUUCAGAGUCUACCUUUGGGAUCUAAACAUAGGGCAACAGUGCUUCAACAUCAUCGACUUGAAACCAAGCAAUAUACAAUUGUUAAAUGAGAUCAUUAGAGUGACAGAGUUCCAUCCAUUACAAUGUAAUUCACUCAUCUAUGGUACAAGUAAUGGUGUUGUCAAGUUGUGCGACAUGAGGACUUCAGCACUAUGUACAAGUUUCUCCAAAGCUUAUGAAGCCAAACAAUCGAAUCAAUCAAUCUUCUCACAUUAUCUCAAUACAAUCCUGGAUCUAAAGUUCAGUAGUGAUGGUCGCUACUUUGUAACAAGAAACCUAGAGUCAUUGUCCAUUUGGGAUAUCAACGUUGAAGAUAAGCCACUGGCUACAUAUAACUUAUAUAAUCAAGAAUAUUUAUUGGCUAAACUCUACGAUGUGUAUGAAUCAUCAUCAUUCGUAGACAGAUUUCCAUGUACAUUUAUCAACUCAAGCGAGGUAAUCACAGGAUCAUAUGACAACAAGUGUUUGGUUUGGAAUCCAUUCAGUUCUGAUUCAUUCAGUUUCGAAUCAACUACACUGCCGCCAUUGCUCCAACAACAACAACAACAAUCACCGAUGAAUCAAUUCUAUAAUCAUCAACAACAGGAUAAUAUUUAUAACUUCCCACAUAUUUCAUCACCUCCAUUUACAUCAUCGACAAUGGACAGCGCAUUGCUGUCCUCAGCAUGUGGGCAAUCACCACGUGCCUCUGCACCACUGCGGUCUCCCCUGGAUCCUUUACAGGAUGACUACUAUCAUCAAUUCAAUUGGAUACCCGUGCGCACUUGGUCAUCCGCUGUAAACUCUGUACAUAAUCAUUCGUUCAACAAUAGCAAACUCUUUGGCAACAACACUGGUGAUGGCAGUGGGAGUGGGUCCAUGAAUGACAGUCGCAAGCUCUCCAUCAAAGACAACUUCAACUCGAUCAACUGCGUCUCGUCCAGGAAUGGUACAACUGCCAUCAGCAACAAGCAUCAACUCUUUAUUUAUUAA